AUGAGUCUUGCAUACGUGCUCACACACAUCAUCGCUGCCAGAACUGCUUACAUCAAAAAUAAUGGAUCUCCAAAGGCGUAUGGGAAAUACGUUGCAGGCUUGGCGUUCUUACUGGCUCGACUGGGCCUUCCGGUUUGGGUUGCGGCAGUUACCCUUGCGAUAAUUGUUGCGGUAAACAUUGGAUUGGACGUGUCGAAAGGAAUCCAGGAGAACCUACCAUGGCUGAAUGUCAUAAUCAGCGUGGCUUCUCUACUGUCAUUGAUUGCAAUGCUUGCAGUCAUUGAGAUGGCUGAAAGACCAUUCGCAACGAUAGGCCUCUCACAGCCUUGGUUCGUUCGUGGAGAUCAUCCAUUCACUGCCCCAGACGAGGAAGACAUUGACUAUGGGCUUGUUGAAGUUGUAUCUAUGGUGAAAGAUGUCAAGUUGCCGCCAACUGCCAAACAGAUCAAAGCAAGGAAGAUGCUCUCAACUAUCCAGGAAAAGAAGGAGAAAAAGCCUGAAAAGCGGAAACGAAAGUCGUUGACGAAGAAGAAUCCUUACGAAGCGCAGCUACAGCGCCAACGACAGCAGCAGGAACAAGAACAACACCGAACCCUGUAA
Molecule: messenger RNA, 600 nt
Organism: Colletotrichum siamense
Lineage: Eukaryota; Fungi; Ascomycota; Sordariomycetes; Glomerellales; Glomerellaceae
Exons: 2
Coding region: 1-600 (199 amino acids)
Source: RefSeq, a predicted model, not a curated record